Molecule: messenger RNA, 1651 nt
Organism: Stegastes partitus (bicolor damselfish)
Lineage: Eukaryota; Metazoa; Chordata; Actinopteri; Pomacentridae
Product: methylthioribulose-1-phosphate dehydratase-like
Exons: 6
Coding region: 96-701 (201 amino acids)
Cellular component (GO): cytoplasm
Molecular function (GO): methylthioribulose 1-phosphate dehydratase activity
Source: RefSeq, a predicted model, not a curated record
GCUCGGAGUCGCGCGUUGAUGACGUCACGUUAGCCCGUUUAGCCGCUGUCGCAUCGAGCACUUUGCAAGGCUGAUUUCACGCCAUAAAUACGGAGAUGUCAUCUUCAUGUGGUACCAGCAAUGGCUGCCAAGUUUCAGUUGAAGAGACCGCAGAGAAACAGGACAAGGAGCAUCCCCGUGUCCUGAUUCCUGAGCUGUGUCGGCUCUUCUACCAGCUGGGAUGGGUGACGGGGACGGGCGGAGGGAUCAGUCUGAGACGAGGAGAGCAGAUCUACAUCGCGCCGUCGGGCGUCCAGAAAGAGAGAAUACAGCCAGAAGACAUGUUUGUGUGUGACGUGGAGGAGAGGGACAUUAGCUGUCCACCUGCCUGGAAGAAGUUUAAGAAGAGCCAGUGCACGCCGCUUUUUAUGAACGCCUACACGAUGAGAGGGGCACAGGCAGUUAUACACACCCACUCCAAGGCUGCUGUCAUGGCAACGCUGCUGUAUCCUGGCAAGGAGUUCAGGAUAACACACCAGGAGAUGAUCAAGGGGAUUCGUAAGGGCACCUCAGGCACAAACUAUCGGUAUGUAAUCAAGCAGCGAGGAUUAGUGCAGUCCAAAGAGCUUCCAAGCGUUUUUGCUUCUCAGUCGAGGAGAGGGUUUGCAAAGCCGUUGUUAGCAAAGUAUCUUGGCACUCAGAGCAGCAAAACACAAACUUAAGUGUGAUGGAUGACACUUGACAUGCUGAACUUGACAUGAAAUGCUAACCCUGUGAAUAGACCGUGUGCGCUUCACUCAAAAGUGUCCGAAACUAAUGCUGCUCAUCUGCCACGGAGUAGUGAAAUGGAUAAAAAAACAAAAAAACUCUCCCACCAAGAAUACUCGGCGAAGGUCGGGUUCUGGCUCGAGUUCACGCGCCGUCAAUCAGACGGUAAAAAUUUCCCGCAUCGCCUGGUUUUGCAGCCUCCAGUUGUUUCCUGAAAACCAACUGGUUUACUGGCUUCACUAGAAUUAGGAAAAGCAUUUCCAUCGUACGUCAAAUCAACUGCGUGGAGAGUAGAAUUUCAUAAUAGUUAGCGGGGAUUUACACAGAAAACCUGUUACAUAAGCUCCUUCCUGGUCAUUUCUGUGCCCAUAGCUGUGCCUGGUCUUGUUAGAAUUUCCUUCAGUAACUGAUGAAAGUCACACAGGUGUCUCCCGUGACGCUGUUCUGUACAACACAUGAAUUGUUCUGGAACUUCAGCUGUAAAGACCUUUUUUUUAUUUGACUUUUUUUGGCUUUAAUCAUGUGCAUAGAAUCAGUCACAUCUGGGUGAAACUGCGUGCUUUGUCUUUUAAAAUGCAUCAACUCUUCUAUUUAAAAACCCAGCUGACAGUUUGUCAUUGAUAAAAGAGGCUGAAAGGAAUUUUAAAGAGCCCGCAUUAUGCAUUUGGGUUUGAUAAGAUAAGAUAAACUAUCGAGCCCUUACUGGUGAAAUGCCCCCAUUACAGCAGCUUGAUUUUUUUUUUUUAAGUAAAAAUACGAGUAAAAAAAAUGCAAAAGUAGAAUUAAGAUUAGAAUUUUUUUUAAAAAAAAGGCAUAUACAGAGCCUUACACAAUUAUUGGCUGGUUAAGAUGCAUUAAAAGCCUUAAAAUAAAUUCAGUUUUUAUUGCAGAAGCAUCCUCUCAC